AUGUCCGGGAGCAGCGGGAGGCCCCAGGGUGCCGGCACCCUCAGCCUGGACCUCGUGGGCCCCACGGCCAGCAGCGAGAAGCAGCAGCAGCCAGAGGACGCGGGCUGUGGGGACGCCAGCGCCUGUGAGCAGGGGGGCGCGGGGAAGACCCAGGGAAUCACAGAGUUCCAGGCCUUGGUGCACCUGGUGAAAGGCAACGUGGGCACCGGGAUCCUGGGGCUGCCCCUGGCCAUGAAGAACUCGGGCGUGCUGGUGGGCCCCAUCAGCCUGCUGGCCAUGGGCUUUGUGGCUACCUACUGCAUGCAUAUCCUGGUCAGGUGUGCCCAGCACCUGUGCCGCAGACUCAACAAGCCCUUCCUGGACUACGGGGAGACAGUGAGGUACAGCCUGGAGGCCAGCCCCAACGCCUGGCUGCGCAGACAUGCACACUGGGGCAGGCGCACGAUCAUCUUCUUCCUGGUGGUCACCCAGCUGGGCUUCUGCUGUGUGUACAUCGUGUUUCUGGCCGACAACCUGAAGCAGGUCGUGGAGGUGGCCAACAGCACAACGGCUGACUGCGGGGCCGGGCACGCGGCCGAGCCGGUGCCCACCAUGGACUCGCGCCUCUACAUGCUGGGCCUGCUGCCGGCCCUGGGCCUGCUGGCGAUGUUCCGGAACCUGCGCGUGCUGACCGUGCUCUCGCUGCUGGCCAAUGCCAGCAUGCUGGUCAGCCUGGCCAUCUUGACCCAGUACAUCGUGCAGGACAUCCCUGACCCCGGCCGGCUGCCGCUGGGGUCCAGCUGGAGGACGUACCCGCUCUUCUUCGGCACGGCUGUGUUCUCCUUCGAGAGCAUUGGCAUGGUGCUGCCCCUGGAGAACAAGAUGAAGGACGCCCGCCGCUUCCCGAUCAUCCUGUCGCUGGGCAUGGCCCUGGUCACUGUCCUCUACACACUGGUGGCCGUGCUGGGCUACCUGCGCUUCGGGGAUGAGAUCGAGGCCAGCAUCACCCUGAACCUGCCUAACUGCUGGCUGUACCAGUCUGUGCGUGUCCUCUUCGUCCUGGGCAUUCUCUGCUCCUACGCGCUGCAGCUCUACGUCCCCGCCGAGAUCAUCGUCCCCUGGGCGCUGGCCCGGGUGCCGGAGCGCUGGGCCCUGCCACUGGACCUGGCCGUCCGCCUGGCCAUGGUGGGCCUGACGGGCGUCCUGGCCGUCCUCAUCCCCCGCCUGGACCUGGUCCUGGCCCUGGUGGGCUCGGUGAGCAGCAGCGCGCUGGCCCUCAUCAUCCCGCCCCUGCUGGAGGUGGCCACCUUCUCCUCGGAGGGCCUGAGCCCCCUCACCCUCGCCAAGGACGCGCUCAUCAGCCUCCUGGGCCUCCUGGGCUUUGCGGUGGGCACCUACCAGGCGCUGGACGAGCUCCUCCGGCCGGAAGUCCCCUCCGCCAACUCCACCGCCCUGGUGCACUGAGACCCUGGGACCCCCACAGCCCCUCACGGCAGACCCCUCUGCGCUCCGCCCCCGCCCAGGAGCUGGGACUCGUCCCCACGCCGGUGCCCCCCCCCCCCCCCGCCCCGGGCCACAAGAGCCGCCGGAUUCUGCGCAACUUUGGGGCAAGGCUUCGUCGACACUGACCCCGAGGCGGCCGGCGGCCGGGGCGUGAGCACGGCUCCCCUCACUGAGGGGACAGGGCGGGUAGCAGGCCACGAGGGUCGCGGGCAGGUCUGGGUGCCAGCCACAGAGGCGGGUCAGACUCAGCCCUGCCCAGCGACUGGGAGGGGUCAUGCUGAUGACCAAGGCUCAGGGGCCCCCCUAGGACUCUGGGGAGGGGGCCUGCAGGCCGGGCCCACGCUGUCCCCGGAGCUCCUUCUGUGGAGGAUCCUGGUGGGGAGACGGGACCCCCAGGCCAGUCCCGCGCCCGCUGGCCCUCUGGUUUACAGAGAGUCCCAGGGGCCUGGA
Molecule: messenger RNA, 1932 nt
Organism: Sorex araneus (European shrew)
Lineage: Eukaryota; Metazoa; Chordata; Mammalia; Eulipotyphla; Soricidae
Product: proton-coupled amino acid transporter 2
Exons: 10
Coding region: 1-1443 (480 amino acids)
Biological process (GO): proton transmembrane transport; proline transmembrane transport; glycine transport
Cellular component (GO): vacuolar membrane
Molecular function (GO): L-alanine transmembrane transporter activity; L-proline transmembrane transporter activity; glycine transmembrane transporter activity
Source: RefSeq, a predicted model, not a curated record